Molecule: messenger RNA, 1858 nt
Organism: Hippocampus zosterae (dwarf seahorse)
Lineage: Eukaryota; Metazoa; Chordata; Actinopteri; Syngnathiformes; Syngnathidae
Product: docking protein 1-like
Exons: 7
Coding region: 12-1631 (539 amino acids)
Biological process (GO): cell surface receptor protein tyrosine kinase signaling pathway; positive regulation of MAPK cascade
Cellular component (GO): cytoplasm
Source: RefSeq, a predicted model, not a curated record
CAUUCCUGUAUAUGGACACGCCCUUCCCAACCAGGGGGGGGAAAAAAGGCAAAAGCAAGCUGCUCGUGGCUUUAUUGAAUCCAAAGAUCCAUGAGAAUGUUUUUGCUUCCUUGAUGGACUCCCACACGAAAACAGGACAGGUUUUCUUACGACCACGCAAAGCUGGCAAAAAAUGGAAGCCAGUGUUGUUGUCAUUGGUUCCACCCAGCAACAAUGGAGUUGGUCGAUUGGAGAUUCAGUUAAUAGGAGGUGGCAGUGGAGGAAGAGAUCACGUUGCAGGCUUGAAGAAACACUACCAGCCUCAAGAAAACAAAGUCAAAUUGAUCAGACUCUCUGAGCUUAUAAGUGUCCUGAGACUCCCACCAAAUGCUGAAGCCUGUCCCAUGGAAAACAUGUCAGCUUUCUGUGUGGAGUCACAGGAGAGAACAAUGGUGUUUGCUACACAAAAAGAUGACUGCGUGGACUGGGUAGAGAAACUUUGUCAAGGAACCUUUCAGAAGAGCAUUGGCUCAGACACCAAUCAGCUUCAUAUGGAGGAAAAUCAUAUAUAUGCAACAGCAAAUGAUGCCUUGGAGUUUUGUGUGGUGGUACAAAAGACGGAUGCAGCAAUACGUUGUGGACUGCAGGGAUCAUACUGGCUCCAGGUCGGACAAAAGACUCUGCUUCUGAAAGAUACCCAGAAGUUUAACAUUGUCAGACAGUGGCCCUAUGAACUGCUGAGGCGAUAUGGUAAAGAUAAGGUGACCUUAACCAUUGAAGCAGGAAGACGAUGUGACAGCGGGCCCGGAACAUUCACCUUUAAAACACAACAAGCUGAGGAAAUAUUCAACCUGAUUCAGAGCACAAUCAAGCAAAAGACUCAAGCUGUCACAUCGGGUAACCUUCACCAGGAAGAUGACAAAGCUUCAGCACCAAACGUACCAGCUCAUUCCCCUCUCCCCGAAAUACCGGAUAUGACCAGCAAGGCCUGCAUUCUGGAAAACGCAAGGUUACCGAUAAAGACAUCUCCCACCAGAGAGGACAAUAUGGGAUGGCGACUUGGCUCCGCUCAUUCAUCAGCAAAUCAAUUAUCGCAGCCAGCACCAAUCACACUCAUGCCUCUCCCAAUGGUCCCAAACCUGGACAAACCCUCUGGAGAUCUUCACGGUAGUCCACACGAAGCUGAAUACGCCAACCCAGCAGACUGUAUCCAAAAUAUAGCAAAACCUCAAGUUCCCCUGUCUCAUGUCUAUGUCGACCCCGCAAGUGUUCUACCACUUCAUCCUCCAAGUUCAAAAGAAACUAUGAAUCCAAUUGCAGAAUCCGUUUAUUCAGAAGUGUAUGAUAAAGUCAAUCUGACCAAGAAUGAACCAAAUGCCAAUUGGAGCGAACAACAGAUGAAGCAUUUGACAGGGGAUGAACCUAUUUAUACGGUACCUGUAAGCAAGGAAGACGUUUCUGAUCAAGUUGAUGCCAAACCAGACCCAUUCGCGCACCUCUAUGCUCAAGUACAUAAACCGGCCCCAUCAUCGAGUCCCUCUUCAACUCCCCCUCCUCCCUCUUCAUCAUCCUUAGCCAACAGCAUCGCUGCUACCCAAAUCUCUGAUACCCCUCUUGAUGAUGUCAUCUAUGAAAACCUGGGCAUCAUUUGACUCAGCUUGUCUGUUGCUGAAAGCAAAACUCUGAAAGCUGACUGUCCCAAAUCCUCAAUGUAAAUUUAGAAAUGUAGAUAUCUGGUCCACAUUUUCAUUUUCAAUUGUGUAUAAUAUUGCAUGUACGUCUAUUAUAAGCCUAUUGUAAGCCUUUUUAAAUAAAAAUGUUGAUACAAAAACAAACAAAAAAUAAAGCAAGAAUGAACUUCAAUUCGCUCCGGUUUCCU